Drosophila elegans is the source of this 2372-nucleotide messenger RNA. RefSeq lists its product as uncharacterized. The transcript has a single exon. Bases 352 to 1437 code for a protein of 361 amino acids. Lineage: Eukaryota; Metazoa; Arthropoda; Insecta; Diptera; Drosophilidae. The record is from RefSeq and is a predicted model, not a curated record.
UCGGGUUCGGAUCCGCUCAGUUCAGUUCAGUCCAGUCGGUUCGACCACGGUUCGUGUCGAUUUCGAAUUCGCAACCGUUCCGUUGUCAUUGUCGGAUUGGAUCGGAGAGGGUCUUGCAAGUAAAAUUCAUGUUAAUGAAUGUUAAUUUAUACAUUUGUAAGAAUCUAAAAUCUGUUUUUCCAUACACAACAAUUAUUGACGCGCGCACGGCGCUUGCCGCAGUUGCUGUUCGGCGGCGAUUUCGAAUUUUGAAAGCAGUCGCGCCCGAAACGUCGCUGCGAACGCAUCGAUCGGUAAUAACGGUAAAGCUAUAGCAUAACGCUGCGGUGAAGAACUGGGCUUAUUACCACAAUGGAUCCCGAGUUUGUGAACAAAUACAAUCAGGUCCUGAGCCGGCUAAAGCUGGUGGAGAAUUUCGAUGGCAGUGAUCCCGGCAAGCUGCCCCAGUUUCUGCAGAAAAUCGAGGCCCUAAUGCCGGCCAUAAAUAGUUUCGACGACUACUACAAAGCCCAGCUAAUAGGACACAUUAAAAAUAAGUGCACGGAUCGAGCCAGAGAAGCGGUUUUCACGCGUCAAAUGAGCGCUCCGGUGGGCAAUGGCAAUGGCAAUGGAGCGGGAAAUGGCCACCUCCUGAAAGCCGAAUCCUGGCUAAAACUCAAGGAUCAACUGCUGUACAACUAUGCGGAAAGGGAGUCCAGCUAUUCACUGAUACACAAGAUACGCAGCGCUGUGGUGGACUCCAAUAUAGAGCUGUAUUACCAAAAGAUGGCCAAGCUGAAGCACAGACUGAUCAAUCGAAAGUUGACGCACAACGAUACUUUAUAUGGACUCGAGGAUAUAGAGAGGAUUACACUGCAGGUUUUCCGGGAUCAUCUGCCCGAGCCGACGCACUCGAUGAUCCUGCGCAGAAAUCCGAAGAGCAUGGAGGAGGCCUAUCGCUAUAUAGUGGAGGUGCAGCAGCAGUUCUACACGCAGAGCGGAUCGCUGGCCAGCGAUAGCCAGGGGGCCACCUUCUCAACCAGCCACAAGCAGCAGUCCUACGGCGUGGGCAUGGGCGGAGUGGGCGUGGGCACCGUCGGACUGGGCGUGGGCAUGGGUGCCGUUGGCCUGGGCCUCUCCUCCUACGCCCGCCAAAUGUCCUCCGACAAGGGGCACCAGCAGCAGCAGCAGUUGCAGCACCAGAGCUCCAACUGCAAGAGCUACUACUACAAUCAGUCGGCACCGCCGGUGGGCGCCGGCAAAAGCCAUCCCAUGUUCAAGAGCAUCGGCAAUCCCACCUUCAAGUCCAGCUUCAGCUACAAUGGCAGCAGCAACAGUGGUUCCGGCAUGGCCUCCAACUACUCGAGUGGCAAGAAAGCGGAUAUAAAACAGAACUACCAGCAGCAGAAGAGCCAGAACUAUGCGAAGACCUCAUCGGCCAGUGCUUGGAAGAAGUAAUGAUGAUACGGAUAUACGGAUAUACGGAUAUAUGGAUGUACGAUCUCCCAAUUUCCCAACUAUGAGCGAUCCAAUGAGAUAAGCAGAUCGAGCAUGACCUAAUCCCUUUGAAGCCUGUGACUAAGCCAAGGCAAAGUGCUUGCCACCUCAUGCUAAUUACCCUAAAACCUCACCCUCUAAUGCUGAUGAUGAUGAUGAUAAUGAUGAUGAUGAUGGUGUGGUGUCACCGAAAAUUAUAGGAUGUGAAUAUAGAUUAAAGUAAUGUGCAACGAGAUGGAGCUGAUCUUCUGUACUUCCAGAUAAACAUUAAAAUAUAUCGGUAUAUGAUAAUGAUGUGAAUAUUCAAAUAUAUAAAUAACACAAAUGUUAAUAUUAUAAAUAACAAUGCAACAAAUUAAAUACCUCCAUGAAUGAUAAUGUAUAAGAUUGCACAUGCAAAUAAUACAAAUGAUGUGAAUAUAGAUGAAGAUAAUACAAAUAAUAGAAAGUGAAGGCAUUCAAGUUAUAGAAAGUGUGCAUACAUACAGCUGGAAAAAAAAUAACAACUUAAUAAUAUGAAGUUAGAAAGAGGUACAAAAAUUAUAACAAUAUUAUUUAAUAUAAUUAAACAUAUAGUAACCACAAGUAUAUGACAUAAUAUGUAGUAUUUUAAAACGUUGAAGAGCUAAUAGAAAUGAUCUUGUCGAUAAACAAGAUAAUGAUGCCGAUCAAAAUGAAAUUCAAUAAUGAUGACAUCGAUCGCGUGUCUAUCGAUGAUGAUCAAUCCGCAGACAGUAUGGACAUGUUAAUUAUUAGCUCAUAAGACCCGAGUGUACAUAGCCCCACACCUCAACCUCAGACUCAGCCUCCCACAAUUUCCCCCCCAUUUUAACAACAAUCACCCACCCACCUUCAAAUUUGUUUUUGUUAACAAUAAAGUGUAAAGUCUAACAGCC